This is a messenger RNA of Colletotrichum destructivum, 1302 nucleotides long. RefSeq names its product Putative required for respiratory growth protein 7. Bases 30 to 779 code for a protein of 249 amino acids. Gene Ontology annotation, cellular component: mitochondrion. The record is from RefSeq and is a predicted model, not a curated record. The transcript has a single exon. Lineage: Eukaryota; Fungi; Ascomycota; Sordariomycetes; Glomerellales; Glomerellaceae.
UACAAUCUUAACCUUCACCUUACAAAAGCAUGCACGCUUUACGGCGCUCCUUACUCCAGCAAUGGCCCCGCUGCUCACAACUCACCUUCCUCCCCUUGGUCCACUCAGAUCUCAUUUCAACAUGGCCACCACUAAGACAGGGUCGGAAAAAACGCCCCGAACUGCUUUACCCUGAGCCUCCAACAACACACCACCACGACCUCGCGUCGUUUCUUGCGUACGCAGAACGAACCGGUCUCGACACAUUUUCGACUGUCUAUGUCGGAACCCACUAUGAGUACACGGUCUCCUUGACACUCUCCCAGUACGGCAUCCAGGCCGUCCGGGUCGGUGGAGCCUCGGACAACGGCAUAGACCUCCUCGGCACAUGGGACAUCCCCUCUCGGACCAAACCUGUCAGAGUAAUCCUCCAAUGCAAAGGAGGCACUCAGCGUAUCGGCCCCUCGCUGGUCCGGGAGCUGGAGGGCUCCUUCAUCGGCGCUCCUGUCGGCUGGCGCGGCGAUGGCGUCAUCGCGUUCCUGGUCAGCCAGAAUACGGCGAGCAAGGGGGUUCGGGAGGCUUUGGGACGGAGCCGCUGGCCCAUGGGCUUUGUUUCGUGCUCUAGGGACGGGUUCGUGCAGCAAAUGCUUUGGAACCAGCGGGCGGAGGAGGAGGGGCUAAGAGGUUUUGGGGUCGCCAUGCGCCAUGCUGAAACUGGGGACGACAAGUCGCAGAUUGUCUUGACGUACAACGGCAAGCGAGUUGGCAGUGUUACCAAGACGGACGUGUCUAGGCUUUGAGCUUUAUGCCGGAGAAGGACCAUCCAUCCACGAGCAUUCGGUCUGAUGUAUGCUAAAGCCGCGGGCAAAUGCACCAGCCUCAAAUGAGUAAGUUUCCAGUUAUGCGUCUGGCAUCUCAGGUUUCCUUCUCCGCUUUCACUCAUUGGGCCAGCGCAUUUGCCUACCUUUUUGAACAGCAGAUGCAGUUUCAUUUUUACGCUCUAUACCUGAUCAUGUUCUCCUGCAAUCUAAAAGUCUCCUUCUAAACCCUCCGCACUAGACUAUUGGAUCCAAGGAGCAAAAGCCAACCCUUGUUUGUUAGCAGUUGUAUGCAACUGUGGAACUUUUCUGCCUUAUGUCUUGGUAAGAGCCUGAACUCCUCCAAAUACAUUCAUAAGGAGUCUGUAAGGCAGGUCAGUAUCGUCCUUCGAAAUCUGUAGCCUUGUCUCCCGAUCCGGUCAUUAGAUGACCAUGUCAAACAUAAGGCUUUUCCCAUCCAGUUCACUUGAUACCCCGAAAUCUUCAUAACUAAAAUUCUGGUUUU